AUGUCCCUGGCCAGUCUCCAUCACAUCAACCAUCACAGAGGACUAUCAAGCGUCACAGAGGACCAUCAACCGUCACAAGGACCAUCAACCGUCACAGAGGACCAUCAACCGUCACAGAGGACCAUCAACCGUCACAGAGGACCAUCAACCGUCACAAGGACCAUCAACCGUCAGAGAGGACCAUCAACCGUCACAAGGACCAUCAACCGUCACAGAGGACCAUCAACCAUCACAGAGGACCAUCAACCGUCACAGAGGACCAUAAACCGUCACAAGGACCAUCAACCGUCACAGAGGACCAUCAACCAUCACAAGGACCAUCAACCGUCACAGAGGACCAUCAACCGUCACAAGGAGCAUCAACCAUCACAGAGGACCAUCAACCGUCACAGAGGACCAUCAACGGUCAGAGAGGACCAUCAACCGUCACAAGGACCAUCAACCGUCACAGAGGACCAUCAACCGUCACAGAGGACCAUCAACCGUCACAAGGACCAUCAACCAUCACAGAGGACCAUCAACCGUCACAGAGGACCAUCAACGGUCAGAGAGGACCAUCAACCGUCACAGAGGACCAUCAACGGUCAGAGAGGACCAUCAACCGUCACAAGGACCAUCAACUGUCACAGAGGACCAUCAACCGUCACGAGGACCAUCAACCGUCACAGAGGACCAUCAACGGUCAGAGAGGACCAUCAACCGUCACAAGGACCAUCAACCGUCACAGAGGACCAUCAACCGUCACAAGGACCAUCAACUGUCACAAGGACCAUCAACCAUCACAGAGGACCAUCAACCGUCACAGAGGACCAUCAACCGUCACAUAGGACCAUCAACCGUCACAAGGACCAUCAACUGUCACAAGGACCAUCAACCAUCACAGAGGACCAUCAACCGUCACAGAGGACCAUCAACCAUCACAAGGACCAUCAACCAUCACAGAGGACCAUCAACCGUCACAGAGGACCAUCAACUGUCACAAGGACCAUCAACUGUCACAAGGACCAUCAACCGUCACAGAGGUCCAUCAACCAUCACAGAGGACCAUCAACCAUCACAGAGGACCAUCAACCGUCAGAGAGGACCAUCAACCAUAACAGAGGACCAUCAACUAUCACAGAGGACCAUCAACCGUCACAAGGACCAUCAACCAGGACCAUCAACCGUCACAGAGGACCAUUACCAUCACAGAGGACCAUCAACGGUCAGAGAAGACCAUCAACUGUCACAGAGGACCAUCAACCGUCACAGAGGACCAUCAACCGUCACGAGGACCAUCAACCGUCAGAGAGGACCAUCAACCGUCACAAGGACCAUCAACCGUCACAGAGGACCAUCAACCGUCACAAGGACCAUCAACCGUCAGAGAGGACCAUCAACCGUCACAAGGACCAUCAACCGUCACAGAGGACCAUCAACCAUCACAGAGGACCAUCAACCGUCACAGAGGACCAUAAACCGUCACAAGGACCAUCAACCGUCACAGAGGACCAUCAACCAUCACAAGGACCAUCAACCGUCACAGAGGACCAUCAACCGUCACAAGGAGCAUCAACCAUCACAGAGGACCAUCAACCGUCACAGAGGACCAUCAACGGUCAGAGAGGACCAUCAACCGUCACAAGGACCAUCAACCGUCACAGAGGACCAUCAACCGUCACAGAGGACCAUCAACCGUCACAAGGACCAUCAACCAUCACAGAGGACCAUCAACCGUCACAGAGGACCAUCAACGGUCAGAGAGGACCAUCAACCGUCACAGAGGACCAUCAACGGUCAGAGAGGACCAUCAACCGUCACAAGGACCAUCAACUGUCACAGAGGACCAUCAACCGUCACGAGGACCAUCAACCGUCACAGAGGACCAUCAACGGACCAUCAACCAUCACAGAGGACCAUCAACCGUCACAGAGGACCAUCAACCGUCACAUAGGACCAUCAACCGUCACAAGGACCAUCAACUGUCACAAGGACCAUCAACCAUCACAGAGGACCAUCAACCGUCACAGAGGACCAUCAACCAUCACAAGGACCAUCAACCAUCACAGAGGACCAUCAACCGUCACAGAGGACCAUCAACUGUCACAAGGACCAUCAACUGUCACAAGGACCAUCAACCGUCACAGAGGUCCAUCAACCAUCACAGAGGACCAUCAACCAUCACAGAGGACCAUCAACCGUCAGAGAGGACCAUCAACCAUCACAGAGGACCAUCAACUAUCACAGAGGACCAUCAACCGUCACAAGGACCAUCAACCGUCACAAGGACCAUCAACCGUCACGAGGACCAUCAACCGUAACAGAGGACCAUCAACCGUCACAGAGGACCAUCAACCGUCACAGAGGACCAUUACCAUCACAGAGGACCAUCAACGGUCAGAGAAGACCAUCAACUGUCACAGAGGACCAUCAACCGUCACAGAGGACCAUCAACCGUCACGAGGACCAUCAACCGUCAGAGAGGACCAUCGACCGUCACAAGGACCAUCAACCGUCACAGAGGACCAUCAACCGUCACAGAGGACCAUCAACCGUCACAUAGGACCAUCAACCGUCACAAGGACCAUCAACUGUCACAAGGACCAUCAACCAUCACAGAGGACCAUCAACCGUCACAGAGGACCAUCAACCAUCACAAGGACCAUCAACCAUCACAGAGGACCAUCAACCGUCACAGAGGACCAUCAACUGUCACAAGGACCAUCAACUGUCACAAGGACCAUCAACCGUCACAGAGGACCAUCAACGGUCAGAGAGGACCAUCAACCGUCACAAGGACCAUCAACCGUCACAGAGGACCAUCAACCAUCACAGAGGACCAUCAACCAUCACAGAGGACCAUCAACCGUCAGAGAGGACCAUCAACCAUCACAGAGGACCAUCAACUAUCACAGAGGACCAUCAACCGUCACAAGGACCAUCAACCGUCACAAGGACCAUCAACCGUCACAAGGACCAUCGACUGUCACAGAGGACCAUCAACUGUCACAAAGGACCAUCAACCGUCACAAGGACCAUCGACCGUCACAGAGGACCAUCAACCAUCACAGAGAACCAUCAACUGUCACAGAGGACCAUCAACCGUCAGAGAGAACCAUCGACUGUCAUAGAGGACCAUCAACCGUCACAAGGACCAUCGACCGUCACAGAGGACCAUCAACCAUCACAGAGAACCAUCAACUGUCACAGAGGACCAUCAACCGUCAGAGAGAACCAUCGACCGUCACAGAGGACCAUCAACUGUCACAAAGGACCAUCAACCGUCACAAGGACCAUCGACCGUCACAGAGGACCAUCAACCAUCACAGAGGACCAUCAACCAUCACAGAGGACCAUCAACUGUCACAGAGGACCAUCGACUGUCAUAGAGGACCAUCAACCGUCACAGAGGACAGUUCAGGGGCCUCUGACGAUGGUCCCACGGCUGGUUUUGGCCCCUGGGCCUGA
Messenger RNA from Knipowitschia caucasica, 3447 nucleotides. Lineage: Eukaryota; Metazoa; Chordata; Actinopteri; Gobiiformes; Gobiidae. The record is from the annotation of a GenBank genome assembly.